Messenger RNA from Carlito syrichta (Philippine tarsier), 961 nucleotides. It is a transcript of the gene RSPH9, whose product is annotated as radial spoke head 9 homolog. Lineage: Eukaryota; Metazoa; Chordata; Mammalia; Primates; Tarsiidae. Gene Ontology annotation, cellular component: axoneme. Gene Ontology annotation, biological process: axoneme assembly; cilium movement involved in cell motility; motile cilium assembly. Bases 1 to 894 code for a protein of 297 amino acids. The transcript has 6 exons. The record is from RefSeq and is a predicted model, not a curated record.
AUGGGCUCAGGGAAGGCCACGACAUCCACGGAACUGGGCUGGGACCUCUGGCCCCACACUGUAGUGUGGAGAGGCCAUGCCGGCGCCGUGACAACCGAAGACCUCCAGUCGCUCACGCCGGGGAGGAACUGGGAGGGGCCGGAGAGCGCCCGGGCUUGGGCGAGCGCGGAGGAGCGCUGGGCGGCAGGCGGUCGGCGGCCGGCGGCGAUAUGCAUCCUCGGGCUCGUCGGCGAUCAUUUCAUCUCGCAGGGCAUGAGAGAGGACCAGCUGGCACCGCGCCAGACGCUUUACAGCCUGAACUGCAUGGAAUGGAGCCUCCUGCCCCCAGCCACAGAGGAGAUGGAAGUGCGGACGUCUGUGGUGAAGGGCCGCUUCAUGGGAGACCCCUCCCAUGAGUAUGAACACACUGAGCUGCAGGAGACGAACGAAGGCGAAAAGCUCUUAGAAGAAGUAGUGGUCCAGAUCAAGGAAGAGACCCGCUUGGUGUCCAUCAUUGACCAGAUUGACAAGGCGGUGGCUAUCAUCCCCCGAGGUGCCCUCUUCAGGACCCCUUUUGGACCCACCCAUGUCAAUCGGGUCUUUGAAGGACUGUCUUUGUCUGAGGCCAAGAAGCUCAGUUCCUACUUCCACUUCAGGGAGCCUGUAGAGCUGAAGAAUAAGACCUUGCUCGAGAAGGCUGAUCUGGACCCCUCCCUGGACUUCAUGGAUUCCUUGGAGCAUGACAUCCCCAAAGGAUCCUGGAGCAUCCAGAUGGAAAGGGGCAACGCCUUGGUGGUGCUGCGCAGCCUGCUCUGGCCCGGCCUCACCUUCUACCACGCCCCCCGCACCAAGAACUACGGCUCCAUCUAUGUGGGCACCGGCGAGAAGAACAUGGACUUGCCCUUCAUGCUGUAGGAAGGGGCGGUCUAGAGAUUUUGAAUGCAGAGUCCGAAUGUUAUUUUCAUAAAUUUCUGUGACUCUA